Cydia pomonella (codling moth) is the source of this 1486-nucleotide messenger RNA. RefSeq lists its product as uncharacterized. The coding region runs from base 281 to 1486 and encodes 401 amino acids. Lineage: Eukaryota; Metazoa; Arthropoda; Insecta; Lepidoptera; Tortricidae. The record is from RefSeq and is a predicted model, not a curated record. The transcript has 2 exons.
AGUACUUGCUAUGAAGGUACUCAUAAAUCAAUACCUAAGGUUACAAAUGUGGUAUCGAAGUCGUUGCCGCCCUGUAGGUAUUGUGCUAAUAAAGACCAUCAGAUAUAUAACUGUCCUAUAUUUAAAAUGUUACCUACAGCUCAAAGGCAAUCUUAUGUAAAUGAAAAGCAAAUGUGUAAUGUAUGCCUUAAUAAUCAUGAUGGUAAAUGUAAAUUUAGUUUUAAAUGUAAAAUGUGUAAACAGGGCCACAACACAUUGCUGCAUCAGGAGCGCAAUGUGAAUGUGGACAAGCCCAGGACAAAUAAUGAUGACAGUCAGCAGCCACUAUCAUCUGAUACUGGGUUGCAUAAAAACUGAAAAUGGACCAGUAUUCCAGAAUACCAUGUUAGGAUAUAUUGUUGGAGGAAGUAUUCCUGAAAAAGGUACCACAUGUAAUAUUGUAACAAAUUUAGUUAAUAUAUCUGAUGGUGAAAAAUUGGAAAAUGUAAUGGAGCAAUUCUGGCUUUCUGAAAAACUUCCUGAAGUGGAAAAAUCUACAAAUGAUGAAUUUGUACAAGCUGAAAAAAUAUUCCAGGACUCUGUUUCAGUAAAAGACAAUAGAUUUUAUGUUGAUAUGCCAUUAGCUUUCCCCAUGGAAGAGUUAGAGUUAGGUGACUCAUUUUCUGUUGCCUAUAAUAGAUUCAUAAUGUUAGAAAAAAGGUUCAAAAAUGAUCCUUUGCUAUUUGAACAAUAUAAAAAAUUUAUUGACCUGUACCUGGAACUAGGACAUGCAAAGAUAGUUGAUAUAGAGGGUUAUGAUUUAAAUGGUCCUGUGUUUUUUCUAGGACACCACUGCGUGUUCAAUCCAUCAAGUCGAACCUCACAUCAUCGUGUGGUCUUUGAUGGAUCGAUGAUAUCUAGAAAUGGGACAUCGCUGAAUCAAGUCAUGCUGAACGGACCUGUUGUACAGAGUGAGCUCUUUGACAUUCUUAUUUUAUUCAGGACUUAUCCAUUUAUUUUAACUUGUGAUAUUCAAAAGAUGUUUCGCAAUGUUUUUAUAAAUGAACAUCAACGCGGACUUCAAAACAUUUUAUGGCGCGAUUCGCCCAAAGACCCUACCAACUGCUUGCAGCUUCAAACUGUUACAUACGGUUUAAAAUCAAGCACAUUUUUAGCUACAAGAGCUUUAAAGGAGCUAGCAAAUAUGCAUAAGGAUCAGUUUCCUUUGGCCGCUCAGGCUAUUUAUAAAAAUACAUUUGUUGAUGAUGUGCUGACUGGUGCUGAUGAUGUGGAGACACUUCAGGAGCUGAAAAGGCAAAUUGUAGAGCUUCUAAAAUUAGGUAGUUUCCCAUUACAUAAAUGGUGUUCGAACCAUGCUCCAGUUUUGAGCGAUAUACCAGUUGAGCACAGACAAAUUGAUAGUGUAGAGAUAGGUAAAAAUGACACAGUGAAGACUUUAGGUCUUGGAGUUUCUCUUGCCCUGCAAUUGAUGAGGCAACAAUACUGA